AUGGAUUCAAUAUCAAAGUCUACAACGAUAACAGGUACGGUACAACAACAAUCAAUCCCAUAUCUCUCUACACAACAUAGACAUUCUACCUCAUUAUGUAUAGGAACUAAUAUUAAUAAUAAUGAGAAUGAUUUACAUGAUGCAAUGACAAACUGUUUUAUUACACCAAUAUGUAGUACGGAUAGUUAUUCUCCUAUUAUUAAUACAAUCGAUGAAGCUCGUGCAGUUUUAGUUACUACUGUUACUACAAUGACAACUACUAAUAUUAUUACUGCCACUACAAUGAACUCUAUUAAUACUUCUUCCUCUAUUCUACAUGGUCGUAAUAAUUCCAAUGUAUCAUAUUCAACAAUAACUUCACCAAUAAUUACAACAAUAAUAACACCAGAUAUAAAUAUUACGAAUUCUAGUCCAUUAUUAACAUCAUCAUCAUCAUCAUGUAUUCAACCGACAAGUCCAUUAUCAUUUUCAAUGUUACAUCGAUUCAGUAGUAAUAUGGGUUUAUUUAAUUCAAUUAACAAUAACAAUAAUAAUAAUACAUGUAUUAAUGACAAAACAGAUUAUGGUAAUUUAGAUUUUCGUUUAAUAUGGGAACCAAAAAAUGGUCAACCAACAAGUAUAUGGCUUGUUGCAUCAACAUUACAAGAGAAAGCUGCAUGGUGUUCUGAUAUUAGUCAAUGUAUUGAACAAUUGCAUUAUGGAGAUAUUUUAAAUUCAGCUCAGUCGGAUGUUUCUUCUGUAGCAAUGCCUCAGUCUAUUCGAUCGGAUCCGAAAUUGUUUAAAGAUGAUGUAGAUAUUAAAUUUAGUCAUACAUUGAAUUCAUGUAAAGUACCACAGAUUCGUUAUGCAACAGUUAGUCGUUUACUUGAUCGACUAACUGAUGCCAGAUUCUUAUCCAUAGACUUUUUGAAUACUUUUCUACUUACCUAUCGUGUAUUUACCACUGGUCUGUCAGUGAUAUGGGCAUUAAACCAAGUUCUAGCAAAUCCGGAUGUAGAAAAUGGUGGAAAUGCACCACAUUCUAAUCAAAAUCAAUCAUUUACAUACUCUCAUUUUGAAAAUCCUGAACAACGUGAUCGAUUAUAUACAGCUAGACCAUCAGAAGUUUCAUUGAAUAUAAAUCGUUUACCUGUUUUAGAAGAAACUGUACAUAGUAACAUGGAUGAUAUAUCAUCAAGUUCAAAUUCUAUUACACAAAUAGAAAAUCAAUUAGAAACUAAUAAUACUACUACUAAUAAUAAUAUAAUCAGUAGUAUAUCAAAUCAAUUAAUGACAAAUUUAUCACUAAACAAACAAGAUUCAUUGAUGAACAAUGAAAUUUCAAUCACUUCAUCUCCAUUACCAACAACAGUUCAUUGUACUACUACUACUACUACUACUACUACUAAUAAUAAUAAUAAUAAUAAUAAUAAUAAUAAUAAUAAUAAUAAUAAUGUAUCAAUGAAAUUGCAUAAAAAAUCAAUUCCUCGUCCAUUAUCUACAUCAGAAACAGUCAAAUAUUGUUCACCUUCUAUAACAAUAUCAAAUAUCAUGAGUCAAUCAGCAAUCAAUGAUAGUCAUAGUUCAUCAUUAUUAUUUGAUAAACAAUCUAAUAAACAUAUAAUGAAUAGAAGUUUUCAAUCAUCUACAAUUGUUACCAUUCCUAUUCAAACAACAUCUACAACGAUGUUAAUUCCACGUUCACCUAUUUAUAGUAAAUUUGUUGAUUUAAGAGAUGAUCCACCAUUAGAGUUGCCUAUUUUACCAGAUUUAAAAACAACGGAGAAAAAACAAAAACAACCGGAAUUCAAACAAAAAAUAGACAAUAUCACCUCAUCUAAUUCAUCUUCAAUUGAACAAAAUGAAUCUAUGAAUAGUGUCAAAGAGCAUACACGUUUAGCUCCAUUAGCAUCAUGUGAAGUAAUACCAGAUGAAUCGGAGACAAUCAAUAUUAAACAAGAAUCAUUCAAUAAUAAACAAUUAUCUGUAUCUAUAAACAAUAAUGUAAAUAAUAUAGACAAUCAAUAUCAAUCUAAUCCCGGUAUAACAAAUUCUCUCAAUCCUAAUUUACAUAAUAUAACAUGUAAUCAUUUAGAUAAUCAAUUGGAUCAAUGUAGAACUGUGUUCAAUCAAGAGAAACAUUACAAGUUGGAUCAUGUUGAAAUAACAAAACAGGAAGGAAUUAAAACAGGAGAACAAUACAAGCAUAAUUUAUUAGCAGACAUAUCAAAAUCCGAUGUGGCCAUAUCCAUUUCAUAUGAAAAUCAGGUAAAAUUAUGA
Molecule: messenger RNA, 2259 nt
Organism: Schistosoma curassoni
Lineage: Eukaryota; Metazoa; Platyhelminthes; Trematoda; Strigeidida; Schistosomatidae
Source: the annotation of a GenBank genome assembly